Messenger RNA from Tetrahymena thermophila SB210, 529 nucleotides. Its product is annotated as kinase domain protein. Lineage: Eukaryota; Ciliophora; Oligohymenophorea; Hymenostomatida; Tetrahymenidae. The record is from RefSeq and is a predicted model, not a curated record. The annotation marks the transcript as partial. The transcript has 2 exons.
CUAAUUAAGCCAGCUGUUCAUUUACUAACUUGCCUUCUUAUUGAUUUACUUAUUAAUCAAAUAAAAUAUAACGAAUUUCUUUACUUAUUCAUCACAGCACAACUAAAAUACUAACGAAAACAAUAGUUUUUUACCAUUAUUUCUCCUCCAUAUUUAUUUAAUUCCUUAUUUAUAUUUCAAGAUAAAAUAAUAUUGGUGCAGAGGGUGCAAAAGAUUUAGGCACAGGAAUAGCCUAGUGCAAAAAUAUCACAACUUUGAUGCUUUACUUAGACUUUUCAUUUACUAACUUGCCUUCUUAUUGAUUUACUUAUUAAUCAAAUAAAAUAUAACGAAUUUCUUUACUUAUUCAUCACAGCAUAACUAAAAUACUAACGAAAACAAUAGUUUUUUACCAUUAUUUCUCCUCCAUAUUUAUUUAAUUCCUUAUUUAUAUUUCAAGUGGUAAUAAUAUUGGUGCAGAGGGUGCAAAAGAUUUAGGCACAGGAAUAGCCUAGUGCAAAAAUAUCACAACUUUGAAGCUUUACUUAAC